UUCACAACAAAGGGAGACAAUUUGGUUGCUGACGCUGAGGAGGCCGAUACUCAAUCAUGUCUCGAAUAAGUUUUUAUCCAUUAGUCCCGUCUGAAGUCGUUUUCAAACAGUAUUUCUAGCCAUACUGGCUUUACAUAAGAAUUGGUUUCAAAGGAAUACAAGUAUAUAGUAUAAGGACACGUCCAGUUUCAUUCAUAGGUUCUUUGAAGACUUUGAAUUUAUAUAUAAUAGAAAGUUAGAACUUAAUACCUUUUUUGAGACAGUCAGGAAGUGUUGACAAGAUAAAAGUGACAGUUGUUGUUUAGGAAGAUGGACUGGAAAAAACCCAUGUGGUGUCAUUAUAAUGCAGGAGUACGAGAGGCUAUGACAAAUUUUUGGGCUGAACAUUCAAAAGAAGCUUCACUGGUAGAAAUGAUGUUGGACACAAAUGCUGAGGAACUUACAGUGCAUGAGUUACCGGAAAUACUCUCAUACCUGCCGUCAUUUGAGGGCAAAGAUGUUGUAGAAUUAGGAGCUGGUAUAGGACGUUUUACAACAGAACUUGCUGUGAAAGCUAAGAGUGUAGUAGCAGUAGAUUUUAUGGAAAAAUUCAUCGAGAAGAACCGAGAAACAAAUUCUAAAUAUUCCAACAUCGACUUCAAAUGUGCAGAUGUUACAAAGCUUAAUCUUGACAGCAACAGCUGUGAUUUAGUAUUUUCUAACUGGUUGAUGAUGUACCUAGAGGAGGAAGAAGUCCAAAGUCUCAUGAAGCGGGAGUUGCUAUGGUUACGAGAGGGAGGGUACAUUUUUGCUAGAGAAUCGUGUUUCGAACAGUCAGGUAACAAGAAGCGGUCAAACAAUCCAACUAAGUAUCGGGAUCCAGCAUUGUAUAUGGCCAUGUUUACAAUGCUCACAAUACCUACAGAAAAUGAAGAUGAAGUUUUUGGUUUUGAACUUGUGCUUUCAAAACCAGUCAGUUCAUAUAUAAAGAUGAAGAACAAUGAGAAUCAGGUGAUUUGGUUGUUACAGAAGUGUAGACGGAAAGCGGGAAAUGACGGCCACGGUUAUGCUACAUUCCAGGACUUCCUUGACAACCAGCAGUACUCAACCAAUGGUGUUCUCAGAUACGAGAAAAUAUUUGGCAGAACAUUUGUCAGUACAGGAGGGCUCGAUACUACAAAGGAGUUUGUAGCACAACUGGACUUAAAGCCUGGUCAGAUUGUGUUGGAUGUAGGUUGUGGUAUAGGGGGCAGUGCUUUCUAUAUGGUCAAGGAGUUUGGAGUUCAGGUAGUUGCAAUAGAUUUAUCAGCAAAUAUGAUCAACAUUGGUAUAGAGAGAGCCAAAGAAGUUGGUGCUUCUGAAGAUGAAGUACAGUUUGAAAUAGCAGAUGCCACAAAACGAGAGUACAAGCCUGAGUCUUUUGAUGUUAUAUACAGUCGUGACACUAUUCUACAUAUACCUGACAAACUUGCAUUAUUUAAACAGUUCUAUAGAUGGUUGAAGGUCGGAGGAAAAGUGUUUAUCUCAGAUUAUUGUUGUAGUGAUGGUGAACAUUCUGAACAUUUCAAAGCCUACGUAAAACAGAGAGGGUAUAACCUACUUUCACCUCGGAGAUACGGCGAGGUUUUAGAAGCUGCAGGGUUUUCCAAUGUUAGGGCACAAGAUAGAACAGAUUUAUUUGUACAGAGUUUGGAGAAAGAACUUGUUGUAGCUGAAGGUGUAAAGAAAGAAUUCCUUCAGGAGUUUUCUCAAGAAGAUUUUGACUAUAUCAUAAAUGGAUGGAAAGACAAGUUAGGUCGAACAAAAGACCAACGCUGGGGUGUUUUCUAUGGAGAAAAACAUUGAGUUUAGAUGUUGAUAUAUUUCUGAGAGUUAAGAAUUCUGAAAGACUAAAGACAUAUCAGAAAGACUGGUCCCGUUGAGCCAUAACAUAUAUGAAAGCUACAGUUGAACAAGUUUUAGUUUGUUAACAAGUUAGGUAUGGUGAAGCGGCAUGCUAUUUUACGUAUCAUGCGAUGAUAUCAAUAAUAACAGUCAGUUUGAUGAUCACAAGAUAAAUAGUGUGAUACAUGUGCUAUUUCAUAUGUGAUAAAGUGAUAUGCCAUGCUUUGGUAUAUAUUUUUGUUACAGGUCUAAAGAUCAUAAUUUUAAAAAUUUGUGAUCUUUCCAAGUAUCUUAUUAUUGAUUUGAGUUUGUAAAUGUCUUAAAAAUGUGAUAGAUUUAUUGAUAUUUCAUCUAUUUUAUCUCAAUUUUAAAUUUAUUGAUAGUUAUGGUUGGUUGUAAAUUGUCUUGUUUUUUUGUAUGUAUCUUAGUUUAUCAUACCACUAGUCGCUCAUAUUGAGUGAUUCCUCUCUCUAGAAAGGUGUUAACUUCUUCAGGAUUUUGAGGAUAGUGCAUGAUACAGAAAGUACUCUGAUUCCAGAAGCUUCACCUUUAAUGUCAUCAGAAAGACUAUUUUAUAUGAGGAGUCCAGCAUCAGAUGGAGUUUGAGCCCAGGACCUUCAGCUUGUGACACCAAUGCACUACCCACUGAUCUACAGAAAAUUACCAAUGCCUUUCACUUUUGUUCCCAUGUCAUAAAGCUUAGUUUGAAGACCAGUCUCAAACAACUAGCUUCUGAUUGGUCCAUUUGAAAUAUCAUUUUGAAAUUGACCAAUCACAAGGUUACUAUUUUAGAGUGGUCUCAAAAUUUUCAACAUUGCUUUAGAUAAUUGCAAUUUCUUUUUAUUUUUCAUAGAGGCAUUUCUGGCACCAAUCUGUGUCUUGUUAAUUAAAGUUGUUUUCUUUUACUUGAUAUGCAAGCCUUUUUAGAGUAAUGAUACAUGUUAAAGUUUUAGUUCAUAUUAUUUUAUGUCAUCUGUAACUGUUACAAGCAGUUUCUGAAAGGGCAUAUUUAAAUUCAAGGUAAUUGCUUAGUUAUGUUGCAGAUAACUCUUGUUGCGUUACAGUUUACAAGUACUUUGACCACAAGUUUUGUUAUAAUGCGGUAUAAAUUUAACUUAAUUCAAAGAUGAAUUUUUUUUGAUAGAGAAAAAUCACAGUGGGCCUAUCAAUAUGAUCACUGUGAUUUCCUAGAAUGCAUACUCUAGAGGGAGUUAAAUAUUCUCUAAGCUUUUAGGACCGUUGAGCUGAAAAAGCUUAGUAUAAAUGAAAAUCCAUUACCGUAAUAACUCGGUGGUCGCUUGUCCACUUUAGAGUGCAGGUGGCCAGAGGUUCUGUCUCUUUAACAGUGUUUGAAAAUGUUGAUGGUAGCUUUCUCCUUAUAACAGGUAUAGAGCAAACAAAACCCCUCCAGACAAAACCCUGCCACCUGAUUGUUUAUAUAGAUAAAGAGUGCAAUAUGCUGGUGAGGAUAAUUUUAGCUGCUGUAACAAAGAUGUGAUCCCCUGUAGUGCAUAAAAUUAAUUAGUGUGAAAUCAUUUGAUUUUGUGGGCAUGAAAUGUUGUGGUUUUAUCAAUUUGACUAUGUUCUGGUGAUACGAUUUUGUGUGUUUUAAGUUUUGGUGAUGAAAUGAAUUGAAAUUUUAUGUGUUGAUGUUUUAAUUUUGUCAAUUGAUGCAACCAUGAAAUCAAAAAAAUGAGUCCUCCACAAACACAAAGGAUUUCCCAGUAACCCUGUUACUAUAUAUACUAAGAACUUCAACUCGACACUCUAGAGAAUACACAUUUAAACAAUUCACAUAAUUGUUCAGUAAUAUAUAUUGUACCUUAAUUAUCCAUUUUAAGGUAUCGUUGAUGAAUAAAUUAUUGAAAUCAUUA
Molecule: messenger RNA, 3737 nt
Organism: Mercenaria mercenaria
Lineage: Eukaryota; Metazoa; Mollusca; Bivalvia; Venerida; Veneridae
Exons: 13
Coding region: 310-1824 (504 amino acids)
Source: RefSeq, a predicted model, not a curated record